AACCUCUCCAACUUCGCUCUCUCUCUAUCUUCUCUCUGACGUGACUUCUCUCUCUUCCUCCCUUCAUCAAUGGCGACCACAAACUCUCUCCACCACUCUUCUUACACACACCACCGCCACAAUCUCCCUUCCCAAUCUCAUUUCGUACCCACUUCUCUCUCCCUCAAACAACCCACUUCCGCCGCAACAUUCUCACUUAUCUGCUCUGCUUCUUCCUCCUCCUCCUCCUCCUCCGUAGCCGUCUCCGCCGUCUCCACCACAAACGCCUCCGCUACGACCGCCGAAACCGCGACCAUAUUCGACGUUUUGGAGAACCACCUCGUCGAUCAAAACUUCCGACAAGCCGACGAGGAGACUCGUAGAUUACUCAUUCAGAUAGCAGGAGAAGCAGCCGUGAAACGCGGCUACGUUUUCUUCUCCGAGGUGAAAUCAAUCUCUACCGAAGAUCUCAAAGCUAUCGACGAUCUAUGGUUGAAACACAGCGACGGGAGAUUCGGAUACAGCGUGCAACGCAAAAUCUGGUUGAAAGUGAAGAAAGAUUUCACAAGAUUCUUCGUUAAAGUUGAGUGGAUGAAGCUUCUUGAUACAGAGGUUGUUCAAUACGGUUACAGAGCGUUUCCUGACGAAUUCAAGUGGGAGCUUAACGAUGAAACACCUUUAGGACACUUACCGCUCACUAACGCCUUGAGAGGUACGCAGCUUCUCAAAUGCGUUUUAAGCCAUCCCGCUUUUGCGACUGCUGAUGAUGAUAACAGUGGAGAGACUGAACAAGAGCUUAACAGAGGUGUCGCCGUGGCUAAGGAACAACAGACUGAGACAGCACCAGGAGGAGGAGACAAAAGAGUGUUUAAAACAAACUACACCUUCUAAUUAAUGUCUUUCUCCUUUUAUUUUUAUUUUAUUGAUUUGCUGAUAUUGUCAAAGUAUAAACGAAUCUCUGUAAUCAUAUAUCAUCAAUUGAAAUUGGGUUUCUCUU
Messenger RNA from Camelina sativa (false flax), 976 nucleotides. RefSeq names its product tetrapyrrole-binding protein, chloroplastic. The record is from RefSeq and is a predicted model, not a curated record. Lineage: Eukaryota; Viridiplantae; Streptophyta; Magnoliopsida; Brassicales; Brassicaceae. Gene Ontology annotation, cellular component: chloroplast. Gene Ontology annotation, molecular function: tetrapyrrole binding. Gene Ontology annotation, biological process: chloroplast-nucleus signaling pathway.